UUGUGUUUUUGCAGCUCUGCUUCGUAAUUUGAAAAACUGCCCUCCGCGUUUAGACGCUCUAAAUAAACAAGCUUAUUAGCCGCAAUUCGAUGUUAAUUAAAUCAUGCAGGAGGACCUCGACGAGAGUCCCGUGGGUCUAACCGUCAGCCAGGAAGCUAUCACUAAGCGCCUGGCCGCGCUGAAUCGAUGGCAGGAUGAGCAGAGGAGACUCCUGGCGGAGCGUCAGAAUAAUCAACGCAUUCUGUUGGGUUUGGAACAACGCAAUAUGUACAAAAUGCUGGGACUACUGCAUAAGGAUGGGGAUAGUGCAGAGAACAGCGUCCUCGAGGAGGAGGAGGAUGUUGAGGAACCCUCCAUUCAAAUGCCGAGACUAAUGGAGCAUCCAGAACAUGAAGAAGUGGUCAGAACCAGCCCUCAGGUAGCUAAGCCCAAACGCCCAUUUCUGCGACGGGGAGAGGGUCUGAAGCAGCGGUUUAAAAUCAAUCCGGAUGAGUUGAGAUUGGACAAUCUUCCUCGCUACAAAUACGCCAACGCACAUCCUCAAUAUCGUACGCCUCUGAAGAAAAGUAAUAUUAAAACGCGCAAGGAUCCUGCUCCUGUUCCAGUCCCUAUGAGUGUUCCUGCCCCUGCUCCUAAAAACCAUCCCCCACUCGACCUGACCGAACAGCGCUUCCAGCAGCUCCUUAUCAGCUCCAAUAACGUUGUCAGUUCGACGCCGGAUCUCAAGUCUUCCCAUAUAUCUUCAACCACUGCCUCCAGUAUCUCCCCGAAAGUCCGUUUCAGAGACAACAGGAAAAAUGCAGGACUAGCUGACGAUGAAGCUUCCUCAGAGGCAAGUCCGUUAACAGGUGUUUGCUGGGCACAGGUGCUGGAUACUCAAAACAUUAAACCCCUCAUCCAACGGCGUUCAGCCCAAAUCCGGGUAGAGGAUGAUAGCAAUGUCAGUAUCUUUGAGUUGUUGGAACAGAAGGCCAGUGAGGGUAACUUCGAUAUGAAUUCCAGCUGCAUACGUGCCUUUAUGGCUCGCAAGGAACACCGCCGAAAUAUGGCGGAUGACUCGGAUCAGAUUGUGGUCACGCAGCAAGUACGGCAGAUGCGACUACAGCCGGAGGUUGGGGAAGUAAUCGUUCAAGAAAUUGAUGAAGAAAAUAAUGAAGAGAACGAUGAAGAGCUGGAGGACGAAGAGUCCACAGAACAAACUAUGACCAUGACCCCAAUUCAGGUGGGCAAAGCCCAAGUGCGAGUACGUUUUUCCGACUCCAAUGAUACCCACGAAUACUCCGAUGGUUCAACUCUUGCCGAUGGCUCCAACAUUCACCUCUUUGAGCAGUUUAAAUCCGCUCUAUUUCAGGCUCUGGAACAGAAAAAGAAGGGAACUGCAGCCGGCCAGCAGGCGCAGGAACCCCUAACGCAAGAUCUUCAAGAAAAAGCCAACCUGGUUCGCACUCGCCUCGAGGAAUUGGAAGCUGAAAUUGCCACAUUCAAGGAGAAAAACACCGAGCUUUUGCGUCUCAAGCAGCAGCAUGAACUCGAGAAGGCUAGGUGUGCCCAGGAACAUCAGGAGGCAAUGGAACGUGUCCACGAUGAGAAAAUUCAAGCGGAGAUCUACCUUCACGAUGAGCGAAUGAAGAUUGAGGAAGAGCGUCGCAAGUUUGAGCAGCAAAUGCGGCUUCAGAAGAGUAAUGCCAACACCAAAGAAAAGAAAGAAAUAGCCGCUCUUAAGCAGGAAGUGGAAACACUUCAACUGCAACUUAAGCAAAAGGAUCAGGCUCAUGUUUCUGCCCAAGCUAGACUGCGAGCUCAGCUUCGGGCCAGCGAAAAGGAGCAGCGCAACUACCGCGACGAGAUCGAGCUUCUGGGCAAGGAGAACAAGCGCCUGGAGCACGAACUGAUCAAAAUCAGUCGCGAAAACAACAGCAAAAUGCUGAAGGAGAUCAACAGGAAUAUUGCCCGACUGGCUCCUAAAGUGUUGCCUUCAGCUUCCGCUUCCCAACCCGUGGAUGAGAAUGGACGUCGAACUCAGUCCCUGGAUGGAAACGCUUCCGCAGCUCAUGGAAAGCAACAGGAGUCGUCUAGUCGGCGCCAGAGUAGUGGCAGUGCUCACCAGCGAAGUCGAAGCCGGUCUCUAGGCAGAACAAAAAAGAAGCCAGAGGCCCUAGAAGAGAGCUACGCUUCAAGUAGCAGUUCGGCUGAGGUCGAAGAAGUCGAGCCAAUCGAGCCAUCCCCAGGUCCAACAAAUCCAACUAAUCACCCGGCGGCUGCCAACUCAUCUAGUGAUUUUAAGCGUGAAAUUGUGAAUGCUGAUGGGAGCAGGGAUAUUUGGUAUCCCAAUGGAAAUCUUAAAAAGAUAAGCGCCGAUGGCAUGAAUAUACGCAUGCUUUACUUUAACAAGGACAUUAAGGAAACGGAUAUUAGAGAGGGAACUGUGAAGUACUACUACGCCGAAACCAAUACCUGGCAUACCUCAUACCUGGAUGGUUUGGAAAUAUUAGAGUUCCCCAACGGACAGACCGAACAUCGUCGUAAGGACGGAACCGUUGAAAUACAUUUCCCCAACAAUAGCAUCAAAGUGGUGGAUCCCAGCGAUGCGGAGAAGUUGGAGGAGUGGCGCUAUGCGGAUGGAACUCAUUUGGUGCAAAUGCGAAAUGGGGACAAGAUUCUAAAUCUGCCCAAUGGCCAGAAGGAGAUUCAUACAAAGCUAAAUAAAAGGAGAGAGUAUCCUGAUGGAACUGUUAAGUUGGUGUAUCCGGAUGGUAGCCAGGAGACUCGCUACUCCAAUGGUCGUGUGCGUCUGAAAGAUAAAGAGGGUAAACUAAUCAUGGACACUGACUAUGCCAAGUAUUAGAAUAA
Drosophila bipectinata is the source of this 2850-nucleotide messenger RNA. It is a transcript of the gene Sas-4, whose product is annotated as spindle assembly abnormal 4. Gene Ontology annotation, cellular component: centrosome; centriole. Gene Ontology annotation, biological process: cilium assembly; centriole elongation. Gene Ontology annotation, molecular function: tubulin binding. The record is from RefSeq and is a predicted model, not a curated record. Lineage: Eukaryota; Metazoa; Arthropoda; Insecta; Diptera; Drosophilidae.